CCUCCCCCCCCUAUCUCCCUUCCCCCCCCCCCCCGCCCUCUCUCUCUCCCCUCUCCCCCUCCACCCCCCCUCUCCCCCCUCUCUCCCCCCUCUCCCCCCCUCCCUCUCCUCCCCCCCCCUCUCUCCCCCCCUCCUUCUCCCUCCUCCCCCCCUCUCCCUCCCCCCCCUCUCCUCCCCUCUCUCUCUCUCCCACUCUUUCCCCCCCCUCCCUCUCUCCCUCUCCCCCCUCCCCCUCCCCCCCUCUCCCUCUCUCCCCCCCCUCCCCCCCCUCUCUCUUCCUCCCCCUCCCCCCCCUCUCCCCCCCCU
This is a messenger RNA of Colossoma macropomum (tambaqui), 306 nucleotides long. RefSeq names its product proline-rich receptor-like protein kinase PERK2. The record is from RefSeq and is a predicted model, not a curated record. Lineage: Eukaryota; Metazoa; Chordata; Actinopteri; Characiformes; Serrasalmidae. The transcript is spliced from 3 exons. The annotation marks the transcript as partial.